Hemicordylus capensis (graceful crag lizard) is the source of this 7969-nucleotide messenger RNA. RefSeq names its product AT-hook containing transcription factor 1 (gene AHCTF1). The transcript is spliced from 36 exons. The record is from RefSeq and is a predicted model, not a curated record. Gene Ontology annotation, molecular function: protein binding. Lineage: Eukaryota; Metazoa; Chordata; Lepidosauria; Squamata; Cordylidae. Bases 237 to 7334 code for a protein of 2365 amino acids.
GAAGGAGAAGGAGGUGGUUACUGCGCAGACAGAUACCGACUGAGCGAGCGCGGCGGCGGCAUAGAGCAGGCCCGGCCCAGGCAGGCCGUCACUGGGAAGCGAAGCGCGUUCGGCUGCCUGCUUCUCUCAACCGCUGCAGCGGAAGCCGGAGAAAUGUCGCCGUUCUGACCGCGGACCGAGCCAGCGACGGGGCGCGACGGAGGCGGUGACACCCGCCUCAGCAGCAGCAGUGAAGCAUGCGAGACCUAACAGCUCACGUAACCAGCAGCCUGCUGCAGUUUCCAGAAGUGACUGUACAAGCUCUUGGGGAAGAUGAGAUAACAAUAGACUCUGUACUUCAUGGGAAAUUCACUGGAGGGAGAAGUGGGCUGGCCUGUCUGGCAUGUGGACCUCAACUUGAGGUUGUAAACUCAGUCACCGGAGAGCGACUGUCUGCAUAUCGUUUCAGUGGAGUGAAUGAACAGCCUCCCACUAUCCUUGCAGUUAAAGAGUUUUCCUGGCAGAAAAGAACUGGACUACUAAUUGGCUUAGAAGAAACAGAAGGAAGUGUUCUGUGUUUGUAUGACCUUGGAAUAUCGAGAGUGGUUAAAGCAGUUGUUCUUCCUGGAAGGGUUACUGCCAUAGAACCCAUCAUUAACCAUGGAGGAGCCAGUUUGACAACCCAACACUUGCAUCAGAGUCUUAGGUGGCUGUUUGGUGUGGCUGCUGUGGUUACAGAUGUUGGACAUGUCCUCCUAAUUGAUCUUUGUCUUGAUGACUUGUCAUGUAGCCAGAAUGAAGUAGAAGCAUCUGAUCUAGAAGUUAUUGCUGGAAUCCCUCCUGAAAUCCCACAAAUAAGAGAAGCUAUAACUAGGAAGGGUCGACAUCUCUGUUUCCAGUUACUGAACCCGUCAGGAACUGCUGUCACAACUCUCUCAUAUGUGCACAGGAGCAACCAAUUAGUUGUGGGGUUUUCUGAUGGCUAUCUCUCACUAUGGAACAUGAAAAGUUUGAAAAAAGAGUACCAUUCCCAGUUAGAAGGAGGUAGAAUUCCUGUGUAUGCUGUUACCUUUCAAGAACCUGAAAAUGAUCCUCGCAAUUGUUGUUACUUGUGGGCUAUUCAGUCAACACAAGAAAGUGAAGGGGAUGUUGUUAGUUUACAUCUACUGCAGUUGGCCUUCAGUGACAGAAGGCGUUUAGCAUCAGGACAAAUCAUGUAUGAGGGUUUAGAAUAUUGUGAAGAAAGAUACAGCCUAGACCUCACAGGUGGAAUUUUCUCUUUAAGAGGGCAGACUAGCAAUACCAAAUUAAUUGGUUGUCAGACUAUAGAAAAAUUUCGAAGUCAUGUUGACAGAGAAGAUGGUAUUAAUGAAGUCAUAUCACCUGACACAAGUGUGUCUGUCUUCAGCUGGCAAGUGAACACAUAUGGUCAAGGCAAACCAUCUACUUAUCUGGGUAUAUUUGAUAUAAAUCGCUGGUAUCAUGCUCAAAUGCCAGACUCAUUAAGACCAGGGGAAUUUCUACACAACUGCUCCUAUUUUGCAUUGUGGUCCCUUGAUACUGUUGUGAGCUUGACUUCUCCACAUCGGAUUUUGGACAUCCUUGUACACGAACGAAGCUUAAGUCGUGGUGUUCCUCCUUCAUAUCCUCCACCUGAACAGUUUUUUAACCCAAGCACCUACAACUUUGAUGUUACUUGUCUGCUGGAUUCAGGAGUUGUUCAUGUGACUUGCACAGGAUUUCAAAAGGAUACCUUGCAUUUCUUAAAAAAAUCCGGCUCUUCCUUAAGUGAAACUGUUCCUGAUGGUUACAAUAGAUGUCUUGUAGCUGGCUUGCUUUCUCCAAGAUUUAUUGAUGUACAGCCUUCAAGUCUGAGUCAGGAAGAGCAGUUGGAAGCUGUAUUGUCAGCUGCUGUCCAAACAAGUUCUUUAGGGCUCCUCACGAGCUGCAUCAAACAGUGGACAUCUGAAGAGCAACCAGAUUCUGCUUCUAACUUGCGCUUUGUUCUUGAAUGGACAUGGAAUAAAGUGGUUAACACAAAAGAAGAAUUUGUUCGACUAUGUGUCCCACUGUUUGAUGGGUCAUCUAACUUUAUUGAUCCACAAACUCUACAGUCUCUGCAGCACUGCGAGUUGCUUCUUAGCAACUUUUGCACAGUUUUGAACUGUUUUGUCACAGAGGCACAAGAACUCACAGAAAAAGGCAUUACAGAUCUAACAAAUAAGCAGGUUGUAACCAGUCUCCUUUCACAGUAUGUACAAGUGGUAAUCUGGUUCUGUCGAUCCAGUCUUCUUCCAGAGGGCUUAGAUGAAGAUAUACAAUUGUCAAAACCAUUCUACAAUUACCAAUGUAUACAACAGUUCUAUGCCAGCUGUCGUCAGAAACUGGAACACUCAUCAAGAGGCAGAUGGAACCCUGAUUGUUUGAUGAUUGAUGGAAUAAUUUCCCAGUUGGGUGAUUCAGUUGUGAAGCUGUGGCAAAGAGAUGAUGGAGGAACUGGAAGAUAUCCUCCUCCUACAUUACAUGCACUACUUGAUCUCUACUUGUUAGAAAAUAUUGAAGAUCUCUACAAGCAUGCAACUACUAUUUAUUUACUCUUGGACAUCAUGCAUUCCUAUCCAAACAAGACUGAGACUUCAAUGGACUCUUUUCCAGCUGCCUUUGCAGUCCCUAUAGGUGUGGUUAAAUUAAUUCAAGGUUUUUGGUGUUUGGAUCACAGUGAAUAUGAGAGCUCCCUGACUUAUCUCUUUCAUCCAGCUACAAUCAAAUUGCCUUGGCAACAUGCUAGGAUAAUUCAAGUCUUGAUGUGUCAGGGAGAGCACAGACGAGCCCUCAGAUACAUACAGACGGUGAAGCCAUCAAUGAUGAGCAGCAGUGAAGUUGCACUUCACCUUACUGUCUUGCUGUUUAACAGUUGUAUGGUGGAAGCUUGGAAUGUGUUACGCCAGCAUUCUACCAGGUUAAAUGUAGAAGAGAUGCUUAAACAUGUCUAUGAAAUCUGUCAAGAGCUUGGAUUGAUGGAAGACUUGCUGAAACUACCAUUCACAGAAACUGAACAAGAGUGUCUAGAGAAGUUCUUGCAGUCAAGUGCUGGUGUUAACAAUCAUGAGUUCCUCUUAGUUCACCAUCUCCAGCGUGCCAACUACAUUCCUGCACUACAGUUGAAUCAAUAUCUGAAGAGUAAUCUCAUGAAUGAUUGUGAUCCCCACUGGCGUGAGAGGUCAGUUGCCAGAAAUUCUAUCUUAGACCAGUACGGGAAGGUCCUGCCUAGAGUACAAAGGAAACUAGCUGUAGAACGAGCCAAACCUUACCAUUUGCCAUCUUCACUUCGUCGGGAAAUUAUGAGACCAAAACCAUUAUCAACAGUUGCAAAAAAGGCUACUACAGGGAAUGUAGUUACCAAAGCAGCCUUCAUCAAUAACGUACUGUCCAAAAUUGGAGAGGUGUGGUUGGGAAGUGAACAGAAAAACAAGUCAUUUCAAAAUGAGAUAACUGAAGAACAGCCAUCUAGAAUAGACUCUUAUCAUGAUACAGAGUUACCUGAUCCAUUUGUUGGAACACCAGUUACCAAAUCUUUAAGAAAAUGUUCCAGGUUGCUGGAUUUGGUGGUUCAGCCAGUUCCGCUUUAUUCCACUUCCCUUGGAAAUAGUCUGAAGGUGACACCAAGAGUCUCUGCUUCGUGUAUGCUAUCUAGUCCAUUGCAUUCCAGCCCUCGAUGCGCCACACUACUACGUAAGAACAUUGCAAGAGUACCAGAAUUAAAAUUACUGGAAACUCCUCCUGUUGUUAAGAGAGUUAAAGCUUUGACAUCUACAUCUUCCUCUGGCUUGCCUGGUUUUACUCCUCAGUCUAUUUUGAGAUCUAGUCUUCGUACAACGCCUUUAGCUACUCCAACUGCUUCUCCAGGAAGGUCUAUUACACCACCUUUACGUGCAAAAGAAACAAAAAUAUCCUUUAUGGAAGAAAGCAAAGCCUCAGAAUGGACUACUGGGGUGACAGACUGUAAAACAAAACACAAUACAAUUUUAUCUAAAUGUAAUCUUGAAGAUCAAAUGGAAGAUAUGUGGUCUAAGAAUAGAGAAACCUCCUCCUUUCCAGCAUGCAGUUCUCAGGAAGACCAUAAAGAAAUGGGCCUGUCCUCAGAAUGCAUACCAGGGGAUAAUUUGGAGAAAACUGAACCUACCAAAGAGACUAGUAAUACUACUUUCAAGUCGGACGAAACUACUUUGGAGUAUCAGGAUGUAAAAUCACCAAGUGACUCAGAAGAUAUCAUCUUCAUAGCCUCUCAGCCGGUUAAUUCUUUCUGUGAAGAAAUACCAGAAUCAACUGAGAGAGAAGGUAGUGAAGUAGUUGCAAGUGAAGAAGACCAAAUAGAAGAGCAAACAUCUUCAGGUGUAGAAAAAGCAGCUGGGUUCUCUGAAAGUGAAAAAACAGAAUGUCCACUGCUUCCAGAGGACAGAAUAUUUGUGAUGGAUCACUUAAAUGCUGGGCAGGACACUGUGAUCUUUUCUUUUGUGCCAUCUAAUGAAAGUGAAACACAUGUCCUGGAAUCCAGUGUGCCACCAUUGUUGGAAGACAGCAGUCUCCUUGCUGAAGGAAGUGCCGAAGCUUUGGGACCAGAAGAAGCAGAUGCUGAAUCUGUCAUCAGUAUUCCUGAUAGUGAAGAUGUUGCCAGUAUUGAUUCAAAAAAUGAGCUUGAAGAAAAAGAAAUGGCAGUACAUGAAGACAGAUCAAGGGAGCCUGUCGAAGAACAUGUAGUAAUCCAGCAAGAAAAAACACCAGCCCAUAUUGUACCUGAAAGUCAAGAACUUAUUGGAGAUGAAACACCUGAUGCACGCAUUUCAGAAGCUGUAGUGGAGACUCUUCCAUGCAGUGAGCUAUGUUCUGCAAACAGUCUUAGAUUUCAGUACAGCUGUGACAAUAUAGGCCAGCAGGUCAACUGUGAAUUAGUUGAUAAAGGUGAUGAUGAAUGUGACUUCACUGAAGGAGAUGGAGAGCUUCUCCUGUCCCAGAACAAUUUUACCUUAAUACUAGAAGGAGAUGAAGAAGCUGAGAUAGGUGACCCUACUGUAUUGCUUACUUCUCCUCUUAAAUCAGCUAGCCCAAAAUUGGAGGGCAAGUGCCUGAACAGAGCUGGCAGUAGUGACCAAGAAUGCAUUACAAACUCAGUGUCCACAGUAACGAGUGACCAGAUGUCUCAGAAUACUCCUGAGGUACUGCCCUAUGUACCUGAACCUGUUCAGAUGGCUAUUGCUGAAAACCUUUUAGAUGUAAUCAAAGACACAAGAAGUAAAGAAUUUUCAUCUGACGUAGUGGAACAAUCUUUUCAUGAAAGCAUAAGCAAGAAGAUAUUGAGUUCUCCCCAGCUGCCUCUGCAAAAUGCUCCUGAAACAAAUAAAGAUGUAAAACUAAAUCAAGUAGAAAAAUCGGUGACAUCCAGUAUAGGCACAACAGAACAGAAGACCAUUAAUCUAAAUGAGCCAUUACCUGAUGAUCAGCCAUUGACAAAGAUAAAUAAACCAGAUCUGUGGACACUGCGCACUCCAAGGAGAAGUGCUAGAAGAACAAAAGAGACUUCUGACAUUCCUGAAAGCCUUCUCCUAAGUUCUAAAAGAGAACUCCGAGAGCUCAAGGAACAACAAACAGCCCAUGCUCUUGCUUUUCCAGCUGAAGAUGCCAAGAAAACAAAGGAGUGUGACUUAGAAAAGUCAACAAAUGUUCAUCCCAUUGCACAGGAACUUCAGGCAACCAUUACUACAAGGAGCAGAGUUAGGAAACCAAAAGAGCUUGCAUCAGAACUUCACAAUGAUCCAAGUGAGCAGCCAACUUCUCUCAGAAGGACUGCUAGAACUACAAGAAGCUUAAUAGGAGAACAAGAAAGUAGUCAGUUUAUCAUUGAUCAUACCAUACAAAUGACUGUUAAUCCUAAAAGUGCUAGGAAACUGAAAAACAUCGCUUUCCAACUUGCAGAAAAUGUAAUUUCAAAUCAAGAGGUGGAACCUCAUGAGCAGCAGUUCAGUGUGACACCAAGAACAAGCAGGCCAAGAAAGCACAGCAUACUAAAAGUAACAGCUCAUUCUGAAACUAAGCCCACAGAAUUAAAAAUUCCUACACCAGUUAGACGUGGUAGAUCCAGAAAAUUCAGUGUACCAGUAGCAGUAUUGGAACAGGACAUACAGCCAAGUGAACUGCAGCAACUUGUACCAGUUGGAAAGAAGAGGUCACAAAGCACUAGUGUAUUGGGAACUGUUUCUGAUAAAGAGACUGAGCUCGUUGAACAGCUGCCUGUACGGCGUAAGAGAGGCAGACCAAGAAAGAAUUCUUUGAAUGUUUCAGUAAACUCAGAUCUGGAUCCAUCUCUGUUGUUGUUGUCACCACUUCAGACAGAUGAUAAACCUUCUGUCACACCUAGAAGGAAUACUAGGAGAGGGGCCUUAAAUCUGUCUACCAGCACAGGACAGUCACCUUAUCCAAAAGAGAGAGAGAAAGUCACCACAAAGAGAAGAUACACAAGAGUUACAUCUGCAAAUGUAAAAAGAAAGGAUACAGAAAAAUCCAUGAUAGAAGAAAGUUCUGUCCAGCCAAGAGAGACAGUGGGCUCAGCAAGGGGUUUGGAAAGGAGGCGAGCCAAGAUGACAGCAAUCAGAAAGAAAAACCAGCUACCAUCUCUCUCUGAGGAAGGUACAGAGCAGGAGCAUAUGUCACAAGCAACUGAUAACAUUGUGGAAUUGCAGUCUGCAGAUAUGACCAAACUGAGGCUUGGUGAAACAGAGAACACUUUGGCACAUCACGUUACUCAUGUCAAAAGGACCAGAUGCAGCAAAAAGAGUAUAGAACAGUCUCUCUCCCUGGAUGGAAGUGAGCCCUUCUAUUUUUCUCCUCCUCUUACAAAGCUCAUGGAUAAAUCUAAAGGUGAGAGAGCAGUGACUCCUGUACAGCUCAAGGAUAUAGAUGCAGACAUGACUUCUCAGUUUGUCUUCUCACCUCCCGUUUUGAGAUCCAGGAAAAAACAAGUGACCAGUAUUUCAAGGACAGUGGAAGAGUUGGAAUUACCAGUUAAAGAAGAAAAGGUUGCCAUCUCAAUAGAGACUUUAGAAAAGCAGAAAGUAAAAAGCAGAGCUACACGAUCAAAAGCAACAAAAACAAGCAAAGUCCUAGGGAAAGAUGGUAGUUGGUCACCACCACCGAUGGAAAUAAAGUUCAUUUCUCCUUUUGGCACCCCAGCAGAUGGAGCAAAAAGCAAACAGAAAGAAUCUGUGGACAAAGCAGAAAAAGCUGCUCAAAAGACUGUUUGUAGGAAGGAGAAGAGACUAUCUAGCUACCCAAAGCCAGUUGUCCGGAAGAAGAUGCUAUAACUUUUUAAAAAAAUUGUAAUGUACUCCAGUGUUUGUAAAGUCAUCAGAAUUGUGUGGAAUAGUAAGAAAAAUCAUCUAAUUUGGAAGAUAAUUUAUAUAAAUUAUUAUAAAAUUUCAGAAUACUAAAAGUCUUCAAUAAGUAACUCCAUGUGGAGUGUGAUUUCUUCAGUCAAUGCAGUUUUUUCUAUUUUAUAAGACUUCAUACAUUUAUAUAAUAUGUAAAUACAUCUUAUUUUAGGAAUGUUAAAUAAAAAUGUAUACUUCACAAUAUGAUUAUUGUCCACUAGAUUUUUGAGAGAAUAACAGUGUGUGGUGCAAACAGCUCAAAGGGGAUUUUAAUUAUGGCUUGCCACUGUUGUUGCUUCUCUGCUGGGAGGCUAGUAUUUUUUAAGAGUUUGAUCUUGCAAUGUUUUAAAAAAUUAAAAUUUGGCAGUUUUAGGAUUUUUAGAAAAUGUUUUGACCUCUUGAAAUUGGUAAUAGGUCAUUGCAAACAAAUUCCUUGCUCUCCUGGUUGAACGUGUACUUUAUUGAAGUCAGAAUGUAAACAAUUGUAUUGAGGCUGUGCAAUAUUUUUUUGUAUUUGUCUUAACUUGGGAAAGCUGCUCUUCAGUUUAUAAAACAAAAUUUCACCUCCA